GUGAUGGUAAUACAUUAAUCACCGAUUAUAUAGAAAAUUGGAUGAAAUUAACAGUGCUAAAAGAAAGCAAUAGUAGUUAUAGGCUAUUGUCAAGAGCUGGUUUACAACUUAAACAUAUAGUAGCAUUAUAUGAAUUGGUAGAAGAACAUGUUGCAGAUGUGGUUGCUACUUGCAUUCAUCAUAAAUAUAAAGCCAAACUUGAAGAUUCAUUAAAACGAGAGAUUUCAAAAGCAAUCGGGUUUGAAACAUCAAAACAAGAACAAGCAAACGAUGUCAAGUCAUGUAUUCCAGCUGGAGUUUUUGCUAUUGCGCUAAAAAGAUUCAUUGUAAGAUAUUUGACUACUAGUGAAAAUAUAAACGAAUCCGUGAAUCUUGCGGAUUAUAUGGUUGAAGAUGAAGGAUUAGAAUGUUGGCCCGAUUGGGCAGAUAAAAAUGUUAUUAAGAAUAAAUUUCCUCUAUCAUUAUUGGUUUCGCAUACUUUUGAAACAUAUCAGUAUACUAAAAUUAUUAUAGAGAAAACACGAGUUAAAAAACCUGAGCCGAUUAAAGACAACGACAAAUACUACUUGCAUACGUAUGAACUUCUUAUGCAAAACAGAGAUUUUUAUCAUCCGACGCUAAAUUACUAUCAAGAGAAAGCACCAUGGAACAAGGAGCAUGAAAAAAAUGAACCUGAAACUAACGGUUAUUCAAUCUUUAAAAGCGCGGUUGCACAUUUUAUUCAGGAACAAACCACAGACGCCAAAAUUAUAGAGCAAGUUUGUUCUCAAUUAUGGCAUAAUACGAUCUUACAAGUUAAAGCAAAUUAUGAAGCUUUAUAUAAGCAAAUAAAGAAAAAUUCAGAACAUAUUCAACUACAUAAAGAGUUUCAAAAUUGGGGAUUUGUUAACAAUGAUUCAAUGCAUUCAACAAAAGGAUCUAGCUUUUUAUGCAAAAGAGGAAUUGAAGUUGAAUAUGCAGAAAAACAGAUCAUUGAUAUUGUUGCAAAUCAUUUUAAGCUGCGACCAAGAGGAGUAACAAAUACUAUACUGCAACCAAAAGAAGAAGAAGAAAGUAUUAUGCGCCAAUUAUUAUCUUCGAGUUCAGGAUUAUCAAAUAUUGGAUCUUGCAAAAGUCAUUUGAUUCUUGCACGAUUUGUGAAACGUCAUUUGAAGAAUAAUCAAGGGAGAGGGAUUAAUCAAGCAAAUUUACUCGCUGCUAUUAGAGAAGUUUUUAGAGAUAAUAAACCUCUUGAAAGUAUCUGCGUAAAAGCUGCAGAAGAGUUAAAGGCUAGGAUAA
Messenger RNA from Racocetra persica, 1278 nucleotides. The record is from the annotation of a GenBank genome assembly. NCBI's taxonomy places the organism in Eukaryota, Fungi, Glomeromycota, Glomeromycetes, Diversisporales, Gigasporaceae.